This is a messenger RNA of Melopsittacus undulatus (budgerigar), 1377 nucleotides long. RefSeq names its product prolactin releasing hormone receptor (gene PRLHR). The record is from RefSeq and is a predicted model, not a curated record. The transcript has 3 exons. NCBI's taxonomy places the organism in Eukaryota, Metazoa, Chordata, Aves, Psittaciformes, Psittaculidae. Gene Ontology annotation, molecular function: neuropeptide binding; neuropeptide Y receptor activity. The coding region runs from base 191 to 1225 and encodes 344 amino acids. Gene Ontology annotation, biological process: G protein-coupled receptor signaling pathway. Gene Ontology annotation, cellular component: neuron projection; plasma membrane.
CUUCAAACAGAAGCUGUACUGGUUACUGGUUUCAGAGGUGAAGAAAAUACAGCUGAAGAUGCUUGUUUACUAUCCAUGCAGUAACCUCUGGACAGCCAGUAAUCCAUUCAUUAUCCACAGUGAUUGAGUGCAGGAGUAGUGCAGUGGUAACCACUUCGCUCAGCUGACGGCAGAAGACAAAAGGAGGGAAAUGAUGAAUUCGGACAAUUUAACCUCCCAGAGCUUCCUCUCUGCGAUUCACAGCAACACCAGCAAUUUAUUCUCAGGGCUCCAGUUUGUUCAGUCCUUCAAGCCACUCAUCAUCCCCUGCUACUCGCUAGUGGUUUUUAUUGGUGUCAUUGGGAACUACCUUCUCAUUUAUGUUAUCUGCAAGACAAAAAAGAUGCACAAUGUCACCAACUUCCUGGUAGGCAAUCUGGCUUUCUCCGACAUGCUCAUGUGUGCAACCUGCGUGCCCCUGACUCUCGCCUAUGCCUUUGAGCCCAGAGGAUGGGUGUACGGGCGUUUCAUGUGCUACUUUGUUUUCCUGAUGCAACCCGUCACUGUGUUUGUGUCUGUCUUUACCUUGACUGUCAUAGCUGUGGAUAGGUAUUACGCCAUGGUGUACCCAUUCCGCAGGAGGCUCACAAUCCCUAUUUGUGCUUAUAUCCUGGCUGCUAUUUGGCUGCUGAGCUGUACCUUGGCUGCCCCAGCCUUGGUCCACACUUAUCACGCAGAGUUCCCAGAACUGGACUUCUCUAUCUGUGAGGAGUUUUGGUUCCACAUGAAAAGAGAUCGCUUAGCUUAUGCCUACAGCACUCUCAUCAUCACCUACGUACUGCCUUUGGCUGUCAUUUCCCUGUCCUACCUGAGGAUCUCUGUCAAGCUGAAGAACCGUGUAGUCCCUGGCAAUGUCACCCAGGGCCAAGCUGAAUGGGAUCGAGCAAGGAGGAGAAAGACUUUUCGCUUGCUAGUCUUAGUGGUGGCAGCCUUUGGAGUCUGUUGGCUGCCUCUGCACAUCUUCAACAUGAUAAAGGACAUUGACAUCAGCUUGAUUGACAAGCAAUAUUUCAACUUCAUCCAGCUGCUGUGCCACUGGUUUGCAAUGAUGUCUGCUUGUACCAAUGCCUUCCUCUAUGCCUGGCUCCAUGACAGCUUUAGGGGGGAGCUGAAGAAAAUGUUUGCCUGGAAGAAGAAGAAAAUUGGACCCACUGCAAACUGCAUUAUGGCCAGUGUGGUGCUGUAAAAGAGAGCUGGUGGGAGUGCACUUCCUUAAUAUGGUAAAACUGGAACGAAGAAAAGGAGAUGAUGGCUUUAAUUCCUACAUCUACAUUUCCUACAUUUCCAUUAGGCACUGGAGAUGUUUCAUCAGCAGCUAGCAGGUCUGCAAAGAGAAGC